Gorilla gorilla gorilla (western lowland gorilla) is the source of this 3414-nucleotide messenger RNA. RefSeq names its product protein tyrosine phosphatase non-receptor type 20 (gene PTPN20). Gene Ontology annotation, cellular component: cytoplasm. Bases 356 to 1534 code for a protein of 392 amino acids. NCBI's taxonomy places the organism in Eukaryota, Metazoa, Chordata, Mammalia, Primates, Hominidae. The transcript is spliced from 11 exons. Gene Ontology annotation, biological process: protein dephosphorylation; lymphangiogenesis. Gene Ontology annotation, molecular function: protein tyrosine phosphatase activity. The record is from RefSeq and is a predicted model, not a curated record.
AUUCUGGCCGUGUGAUGCCAGCUGCACUGUGACGCGUGUUGGGGCGCCUAUGAGAGACGGGACCGGGACAGGAGCCCUGUGGCUAUGUGGUAGGGGAAUGCCACCAACUCCCUGAGGAGCAGCCGUGUGGUAUGAUUGAUGCUGUUCUAGAAGCUCAGAAUAUCUAUGAACGCGAUAGGCAAGGCCCCCAUAUGCCAAGGCCCUCAUAUGCUAGCCUUGACUCAAGGAAAACUGUAGGAUGGGGUGAACAAAAAUUGUUUGCUGGCCCCCAGGAUACUAACUAGACCUUUGGCCUGACUCACAGGACACUAAGGCUCCUUUUCUGAAGAAGCCUUUUACCAGUCUCAUUUAGGGGAUGGGAACAACAUGUCUUCACCUAGGGACUUUAGAGCAGAGUCUGGUUUUUGAAAAUAAAGUUAACUCAGAGAAGGUAAAACUUUCUCUUCGGAAUUUCCCACAUAAUGAUUAUGAGGAUGUUUUUGAAGAGCCUUCAGAAAGUGGCAGUGAUCCCAGCAUGUGGACAGCCAGAGGCCCCUUCAGAAGAGACAGGUGGAGCAGUGAGGAUGAGGAGGCUGCAGGGCCGUCACAGACUCUCUCCCCUCUACUUUCUGAUACACGCAAAAUUGUUUCUGAAGGAGAACUAGAUCAGUUGGCUCAGAUUCGGCCAUUAAUAUUCAAUUUUCAUGAGCAGACAGCCAUCAAGGAUUGUUUGAAAAUCCUUGAGAAAAAAACAGCAGCAUAUGAUAUCAUGCAGGAAUUUAUGGCUUUAGAACUUAAGAAUCUGCCUGGUGAGUUCAACUCUGGGAAUCAACCAAGCAACAGAGAAAAAAACAGAUACCGAGAUAUUCUUCCAUAUGAUUCAACACGCGUUCCUCUUGGAAAAAGCAAGGACUACAUCAAUGCUAGUUAUAUUAGAAUAGUCAAUUGUGGAGAAGAGUAUUUUUAUAUCGCUACUCAAGGACCACUGCUGAGCACCAUAGAUGACUUUUGGCAAAUGGUGUUGGAAAAUAAUUUGAAUGUUAUUGCCAUGAUAACCAGAGAGAUAGAAGGUGGAAUUAUCAAAUGCUACCAUUACUGGCCCAUUUCUCUGAAGAAGCCAUUGGAAUUGAAACACUUCCGUGUAUUCCUGGAGAACUACCAGAUACUUCAAUAUUUCAUCAUUCGAAUGUUUCAAGUUGUGGAGAAGUCCACGGGAACUAGUCACUCUGUAAAACAUUUGCAGUUCACCAAGUGGCCAGACCAUGGCACUCCUGCCUCAGCAGAUAGCUUCAUAAAAUAUAUUCGUUAUGCAAGGAAGAGCCACCUUACAGGACCCAUGGUUGUUCACUGCAGUGCUGGCAUAGGCCGGACAGGGGUGUUCCUAUGUGUGGAUGUCGUGUUCUGUGCCAUCGUAAAGAACUGUUCAUUCAACAUCAUGGAUAUAGUGGCCCAAAUGAGAGAACAACGUUCUGGCAUGGUUCAGACGAAGGAGCAGUAUCACUUUUGUUACAAUAUUGUGCUUGAAGUUCUUCGGAAACUUCUGACUUUGGAUUAAGAAAGACUUCUGUUGCCUCUCACUUGAAAUUACCAAGUGGGUUUGCGCCUCCUCAUAAAGAACCUGUUUGCACUGUGCUGAAGGGCUUUGCUAUGCAUACAAUCUGCUUUCUUGGUUUAUCAGUUUAUUUUCUUUCUAAAAGCUCCCUGAAGGGCAAUAUCAUUUGGCUUGGGGUGAACAGUGUUUACUUAUUGAUCUUGCUAGACAAUAUCAAAAUAACUUCCCACAUUUUCCAGUGAAACAGAUGUUACAUAAAACGAUUGCAGCUUGGCUAUUUGGUUGAAGGGAUUACAGAGCCCAAUAAAGGAUUUAAAAUAUAUUCAUUAAGAUUUUAUUUGGAAAGGUGGCUGGAGAGAGCUGAGGAUUUCCAGGACUUUAUAAGUUCUUAUUGUGGGAGAACAUAAGGCCAAUAGUCAUGACCUCUUCCAGGCAUUUUUAAGACAGAUGUCUAUUCAUGUUCUUUAGCUAGAGCCUGUACUUCUUGCUGGCAUCUGAAUAACCCAGUUUAAAAAGAGUCCAGUUAGGGUGGACUAACUUUGGACACAAAUUGGCUUCCAUUUCCUACAUUUUCACACUGCUGCCUUCCUACAGCUGCUAGACCAAGACCUGUUGGUCUGGGAAGCAUUUCAUGGAUAGGGAGAGCUCCUCUCGGUGAACAGUCCAAAACUAAAAUAGAUGUUUAUAUAGAAAGCCCAAGAGGAGAUUUUUGCCAUGCCUGAGUUCUUUCCUAUCCCACCCUAACACUUAACAUAUUACUUAGUCUGCUUUGUUAAAAGCAAGUAUUACCUGUAACUUGCCUCUUACUCUUUGCCCUUUAGCUAACUAAUAAAGUUUGAUAUAGGCAUUAUUAUAUAAUUCUGAGUCAUUCAUGGUAUCUCUCAUGUUUGAUGUAUUUUUCAAACUAAGAUCUAUGAUAGUUUUUUUUCCAGAGUUCCAUUAAAUCAUUUAUUUCCUUUACUUUCUCACCUCUGUUGAAACAUUUAGAAACUGGAUUUGGGAACCCAAUUUUGGAAAACCAGAUUCAUAGUCAUCAAAAUGGAAACUUCCAUAUUCUGUUUUUGAAAAGAUGUGGCCAUUAUUACAGUAAUUUUAUUCUAGGACUUUGCCUCGUACAAUUAAUAGUGAUAUUUUGGACAAGGAGUUCUGGUGACCAGCUAUACCUAAUUAUAAGCUAUAAAACAAUAGAUAUGAGUGUUUGUACAGUUUAACUCAAUGGAGAUCAGAAUAUUCUAUGUAUUGAGAAAAUGUUUAAUAUCAGUCUAUAAAUCUUGAAUUUCUAAGAGGCUUAUUUUGUUCUUUUGGCUGAAUGAGUAUAUUUGAAUUGGUUGAAUAAUUAAUAAUUCUCAUUGUAAAAAUAAUUAUAUGCCCAAAAUAUAUUUGAUGUUAAAUCAAAUAGAUGAUUCUGUUUACAUUGUUCAUAUGAAUAAUAAUCUGUGUUAAUUUCAUUUUGAUAAUUGGCCUUUAAUAUUUGUAUCUCUAAUUUUAUUUUCUCUCUGUUACUGUAAAAUAAUAGCUAUAAUGUAUAACAAUUUUCUUCAGAAGAAUUCUAUGCUAUUAUUAAAAUAAAAUAUUUACUGUGUAUUGCCUGAAGUAUUUUUAUUUAUCUGGGCCUUGAAAUCAUCUUGUAAAGAAAAAUUCCACAAUGCUUGAUGUUAAACAUGUCUCUUCUUUAAUGUGUGCCUCAUAUUUUUACAGCUGGACUAAUUUUUAAUUUUCCAGGGAAAUUAAAGGAGUGAAUAUGGAAAUACUAAUUGCAUUUGUUUUCACUUCAUUCUUGGAAGGUGAAUGCCAAAGUGAAAACUUUUGACUGAUUGAAAUAAUUUUAUAUCAAUAAUGAAUCAAUUUCUGCCUGCAAUGUGAACAUGAAAUUUCCAUUGACA